AUGUCCGACGGCGGAUGCCGCGGCGGCGGCGGCGACGGCGGCGCUAGCAACAGCGGGAAAUCCCCCGACGACGAGGUUCUGAGCGCGCGGGAGAGCCGCGCGCUGGAUUGGGGCGCGGAUUUGACAAUUGCGGGGGUUGGCGCGGGGAAGAAGCGCAAGGGCGAGGCGGUCAGUCGAGACGAGGUGGCGCUUAUUAUGGCUGUUGCGAAGCGGCUUAAAACGGAGCAUGACGUGGAGCCGGACGAAUGCCCUGGAGCCGCGUCUGUCGCCGGAUGGCGGCAGAAGGACUGCGAAAUGGCUGCUGCUUCGCUCCUAUUGGCUCCGCCAAGCGCGGCGGAGUCUACGGUAGCGACAGACGCGGCGGCGGACGCGGCGGCUGAAGCCACCGCGAUCGAGACGCGCGACGCGGCGGGAGUGGCUGGUGGCCAGGCAGGCUCCGCGGUGCAGGCGAAGCGGCUCGAAGGGGUGAACGUGCAGCGCGCAGCGGGCAAGGGGGGAGUCCCGGAGCUGCUGCCGCUGCUGGCGGAAGCGCGAGGAGCACUCGCGGCGGGAGAGGCGGAGGUGGCGCGGCUGGGGGGGGCGGCGGAGGAGGAGAAGCGGGCGGAGAGUGUGAGGGAGAAGAGUGGCAUGUGGCUUGAGCUAGGCAAUGCGGGCCAGCCCUCCGGGAACUCCGGGACCUCUGGGAACUCCGUGGUCUCUGGGACCUGUUCCCGAGCCUGCUCCAGUGGCGGCUCAUCCCCUUCUGCUGCGGCGUCCUCUCCUGCUGCUGCUGCUGCUGCUGCUGGUGAUGUGGCGGCUGCAGCUACUGCUCCUCCUGCUCCUGCUCUUCCCGCUGCUCCUGCUACUGCUCAUACUGCCCCUCCUGCUCCUCCUCCUCCUGCUCCUGCUGCUGCUGUUCCUACCGCUGCGGCUCCUCCUGUUUCCUCCACGCCUGUGAUCUCACGGCCGGUGGCUCUGCGUGUGAGCGCCCGUCCGUCUGCGGCAGUUGUGCCCACAGCUACAGCCCCUGCCCUUGCAUCCCCUGCUCCUGUUGCUACACCUCCUGUUGCGAAACCACCCCUGCUUUGCCCUGCUGGCCCAGCUAUGCCUGCUGUGCCUGCUAUGCCUGCUGUACCUGCUAUGCCUGCUGUACCUGCUAUGCCUGCUGUGCCUGCCCUUCGCCUGCCCAUGCUGUGCCUCCCCAAGGUGGCUGCUCACUCUCCUCUUCGACAGGAGCCGCCUGCUUCUUCGAAUGCAAAUGCUGCCGCCUCUGCUGCUGCUGCUGCUUCCGCCGCCAAUGCUGCCACCUCUGCUGCUCCCGCUCCUGCUCCUGCUCCUGCUCCUGCUCCUGCUCCUGCUCUUGCUCCUGCUCCUUCUGCUGCUCCUGUUCCUAAGGUCGUUUGCCCGUUGCCUUCAACGCCGGUUGCUGCUGCCUUUCCCGUGUUGGCCUGCAACGGUGGGAGCAUGGCCACGAGGAGUCCAGGAAGCCCCAAGCAGGCCCACACUCCUCCCCAGCAGCAGCAGCAGCAGCAGCAGCACCUGCUGACGCCUCUGGGUUAA
This is a messenger RNA of Closterium sp. Naga37s-1, 1539 nucleotides long. NCBI's taxonomy places the organism in Eukaryota, Viridiplantae, Streptophyta, Zygnematophyceae, Desmidiales, Closteriaceae. The record is from the annotation of a GenBank genome assembly.